Messenger RNA from Polyodon spathula (Mississippi paddlefish), 3187 nucleotides. RefSeq names its product chromatin assembly factor 1 subunit B-like. Lineage: Eukaryota; Metazoa; Chordata; Actinopteri; Acipenseriformes; Polyodontidae. Gene Ontology annotation, biological process: nucleosome assembly; DNA replication-dependent chromatin assembly. The transcript has 14 exons. The record is from RefSeq and is a predicted model, not a curated record. Gene Ontology annotation, molecular function: protein binding. Bases 111 to 1877 code for a protein of 588 amino acids. Gene Ontology annotation, cellular component: CAF-1 complex; nucleus.
GCGACAAACCGGGGUCUGAGCGCGCGGGAAACUAACUUUGUUUAGAAUUUCUGUGGAUCGGGAAAAGUACAGGAAGGGGUAGAGAGAGCUCUUCAACUGGGCAAAACAGAAUGAAGGUUAUCACUUGUGAAAUAGCAUGGCAUAAUAAAGAACCUGUAUACAGCAUUGACUUCCAGCAUGGAGCUGAUGGGAAAAUCAACCGGUUGGCGACUGCAGGUGUGGACACCACAGUUCGGAUGUGGAAGAUUGAAAAGGGACCCGAUGGAAAGGCCAUUGUGGAGUUCCUGUCUAACCUGGCCCGCCACUCGAAAGCUGUGAAUGUGGUGCGGUUUUCCCCUAACUCUGAGCUCCUGGCAUCUGGAGGGGAUGAUGCUGCAAUUUUGCUAUGGAAGCUCAAUGACAGCAAGGAACCAGAGCAGCCAGCCUUCCAAGAGGAUGAAGAUGCUCAGCUUAACAAAGAAUACUGGACUGUUGUCAAAACAUUGCGCGGUCACAUAGAAGAUGUGUAUGAUAUUUCUUGGACAGCUGAUGGGAACUUCAUGGUCUCUGGAUCUGUGGACAAUACUGCAAUUAUGUGGGAUGUCAAUAAAGGACAGAAAAUGACUGUUUUUAAUGAGCACAAGAGCUAUGUGCAGGGAGUUACCUGGGACCCACUGGGACAGUACAUCACCACCCUCAGCUGUGACAGGGUAAUGAGGGUUUACAGCACACAGACCAGAAAAAAAACCUACAGUGUCAGUAAGAUGUUAUCUGCGGCAGUGACAGGAGGAGAGGUGAGAAAUUAUCGAAUGUUCCACGAUGACAGCAUGAGGUCUUUCUUCCGUAGACUCACUUUCACACCAGAUGGGUCCUUGCUUCUCGUCCCAGCUGGGUGUGUUGAAGCAGGAGAAAAUGUCACAAACACAACAUAUGUUUUCUCAAGGAAAAACUUGAAAAGGCCUAUAGCUCACCUUCCGUGCCCUGCCAAGGCAACUCUGGCUGUACGCUGCUGUCCUGUCUUCUUUGAACUGAGAUCAUCCUUCAACAAAGAUGAUUCCUCACAGAAACAGUCUAAUAUUUUUAACCUGCCCUAUCGACUGGUGUUUGCAGUUGCUUCUGAAGAUUCAGUGUUCCUGUACGAUACUCAGCAAUCUAUCCCCUUUGGUUACAUUUCAAAUAUCCACUAUCACACACUGAGUGACGUCACCUGGUCAAAGGAUGGUUCCUUCCUGGCUGUGUCCUCCACAGACGGGUACUGUUCCUUUGUAACAUUUGAAAAUGGAGAGCUGGGAACCCCUUUGAAACAGAAGCCUGUAUUUGAAAUGCAGACCCCAGGUGCAGCAGUGGAGAAAAAGAUAAAGAAAGUACAGAGGACCGCAUCACCAGUGCCUAGGUCAGUGGAAGCCAGCCCAGCGAGUGGCAGGAACAGCGAUAUUGGUGCUGUCAGCCCCUUGCUGGAGGGGACUCCAUCCAGAACUGUGCCAGGGAAGGAGACCCCCUCCACCCCUCUCAGCACCAGGGCAAUCCCAAGCACUCCUGCUUCUAAAGACAUGAAGCCCCUGAGUGGCAAAGGCAGCCAGCCUCGCAGGAUCACUCUCAACACACUAGAGGCCUGGAGCAAACCUAGCACUCCAACAGGACCCACACCCAGAAGAAUAGCAUUGACCCCUGUUGCAUCUCCAGUGCUGUCUAAUACCGUGAUUUCUACACCACCUUCUACAGAAAAGGCAAAACAUGAGAGACCGUCCCCACCAGCUGAUCUGCUCUGCAAGCCUCCAGAGCCGAAGAGGCCCAAGACAGAGGAGUCCCAGGUCUGUGGGACCCCCGACCGACACCACGCUGACCGCAGCAAGAACACCAUGCAGCGACAACCCCCCAAGGAUCCCGAAACCAAGUGAACUGUCAAAGCACAGACUCUAGCUAGUUUCUUAUACUGAGACUCAAACAUGUACUUUGCACUUCCUUGUACAGGUUGCUAAAACUUGUUAAUUACAACAACAAAAAAGAAAGAAAAACAGAACUCUUCACUUGAAAUGCUGUCACCUGGCCCUUUUUUUUUUGUUCUUUUUGGGGGAAUUAUUUUAAAUCAUAAGGUAACAUGUUUGCUCUUAAGGUUUUUAAUGUCCAACUUUGUAUAAAAUACGUAUUGGGGGUGUUAUUUUGUAUGGUUUCUUUCAAUCUUAAGUAUUGUAGCUGUCUGAAAUAAUAUGCUGCUGUUUGGGGCCUUGCUGCUAACAGCACAUUUUGGAUAUUUUGAAAAACAAGACAAACUUGCAGUUUACAAAUAAAAGAAAAUUGUAUAUAACUUGUGAGAAAAGACAGGGAUUUUAAACUUUUAUAUUCUGAGGACAAUGGUUUAAAAUGUCUUUGUCUUGGAUUAUGCUUUUUUUCCCCCUUCAUAUAAAACUAUUAACACUUGCAGUUUUUGUGGAUUUUAUGAAUGAGACUGCAGUUGCACAAUGGCAUCUCUAGUAUGUAGCUGAAAAUGACUGUGACACCCCGUAUUCAGUUGUGACAUGGUGGGAGGUGGGGCAGGGAUUGCUCCAAAUUGGCAAAAGAUUUUGGUAAGAACCUAAAGAAAACGUUUGGCUGAAGUUGAUGAAGGUAAGCAUGUGUACAAAACGUUUGCAGCAGUGCCUUUAUUUCAUGUACCUUUCUUAUUGAAAGACAAUAGGGGGUAUUUGUAGGCAUGAUUUUAUAUAUAGUGCAAUUGUCUGCUGGAUUUGCGAUGAGUAAUCGGCCACAUCCAUAUUCAAUUCCAUUCUCAAGCUUUAUGUAAUCCAAUAACAGGUACAAUAAAUUCACAAACACAGUGUUUUUUUUUUUUUUUUUUUUGAAAAUGGUGUAAUUUAUAAAUGCUUGUUAAUAUCUAGUAAAAGUCACAGCAUACACAGUUAUAUGUUUAGUGUGUAGUGAUCAGGGGGUCAUUAUAUAAUCCAUUAUUUGUUUUUUAGUACCAUUGUCAUUACAGUUCCAGUAGUUUUUUGUGCAGCAGGAAGUGCUGCAGAGGGAUGCUCUUUAUAUUGAAAUGUUGCAGCUGCACACUGCCCAGGAGAGCAAUGGAUGAGACUCAGAGCAUACUAUGAAAGUCUUAACACAUCACACAAAUAACUUCAAGUGUAUGUAUUUUUUCUUAGUAAGUGGAAAACAAAAUGGUAUUUAAAUAGCAGAUAAGUACAAACAGUGCCUUGCAAAAGUAUUCAGACCC